GAUUUGUUUUGUUUGUAUCUUGACUCUAUUAUGAUUAUGCUUAGGGUCCUUAAUCGUACCUUACCUGAGGAAUCAUCAAAUUGUACCCUGCCCAUCACUGCUGCCAAGCUAUAUCUCAUACAUAUAUACGGAUCGCUCGCGCGCCCGUCCGCCGAAAAUAGAAGCUCAUCGCCAGUGACAGCGCUCGCAUUCAGUGCUCGAUGCCACGCGAAUUCGCACGCGCCGCUCCGCCGCCAGAGAUACAUUUUCCGUGACGCGAAAUCCGAAGUUCAUAAUCCGCAGAUAAACGUAGAAUCGUACAGAUUCAAAGUGUGCAGCGGUCUAGGCAACUCGGGCAAGAUCUGUCAGCAGUAAAUACAAAGUGACAAAGUGAGCAAG
This is a messenger RNA of Drosophila serrata, 378 nucleotides long. RefSeq names its product ubiquitin-conjugating enzyme E2 W. The record is from RefSeq and is a predicted model, not a curated record. NCBI's taxonomy places the organism in Eukaryota, Metazoa, Arthropoda, Insecta, Diptera, Drosophilidae.